Messenger RNA from Linum trigynum, 2778 nucleotides. The record is from the annotation of a GenBank genome assembly. Lineage: Eukaryota; Viridiplantae; Streptophyta; Magnoliopsida; Malpighiales; Linaceae.
AUGAAGAAGGUCUUCGACCAGACUGUUAGAGACCUAAAGAGAGAGGUUAACAAGAAAGUGCUUAAAGUUCCUGGUAUAGAACAGAAGGUUCUUGAUGCUACCAGCAAUGAGCCCUGGGGUCCUCAUGGAUCACUACUUGCAGAUAUCGCACAAGCAAGCAGAAACUAUCAUGAGUACCAGAUGAUUAUGUCAGUGAUCUGGAAGCGAAUCAAUGACACAGGCAAGAACUGGCGACAUGUCUACAAGGGGUUGACUGUUUUGGAGUAUCUUGUGGCUCAUGGGUCAGAACGAGUCAUUGAUGACAUAAAGGAACAUGGUUAUCAAAUAUCGACAUUGUCCGAAUUUCAGUAUAUUGACUCCAGUGGGAGGGAUCAGGGCAGCAAUGUCAGAAAGAAAUCUCAAAAUCUUGUGGUUCUCGUGAAUGAUAAAGAAAGGAUUGUUGAAGUCAGGGAGAAAGCUGCUGCGAACCGAGAAAGGUUCCGCAGCCCAUCGGCUGGUGGUAUGUACAGGCCUGGUUCUCAAUCCAGUGGAGGAUAUGCCGAACGGUACGAUGAUGAUCGCUACGAGGGACGCUAUGGAAGCAGGGAUGAAGAGCGGAAUGGAUAUGGUAGAGAAAACAAUUAUAGGGAUGAUGACCGAUAUGGUAGAUAUGGCCGAGAUGGAAACAGAGAUGAAGAACGCUAUGGUCGCGAUGGAUACAGGGAUGACGAUUACAGAGGAAGAAGUCGUAGCAAUGACGGCUAUGGUUCGAGAGGCAGGAGUUCUGAUAGAGAUAGAAGUCAUGGUUAUGAUGACGAUGGCCAAUACUCAUCUCGUGGUGGUGCCAGAGGUGAUGAUCAAUCUCAGGACGGGAGGCCCCUCGAGAGAAAGUUCUCCGAGCAAAAUAUUGGUGCACCCCCUAGUUAUGAAGAAGCUGUGAAUGAUGCCCGUAGCCCUACACACAGUGAAAAGAAUGGAGAAACUUCAGCACCAUCUGGCCCCGCAGCUUCCUCGCCUUCGGCCCCUCAAUCUUCUUCUCCACCUGCUCCUCAAGCUUCUCAAUCUGCAAGCAGUAGUGCCAUCCAAGAACCCACUGGUGUCGGCUCGUCUGUGUCUCCAGCCAAUCAGGAAGUGGUGGUAGACGAGUUUGAUCCACGUGGUUCUUUUGCAGCAUUUCCAACUGCUGGAGCAGCUCCAGCUGCCUCAACUGCUCCUACAACCGUAAAUAAUGCUGAAAUGGAUUUGCUUGGUUCUCUCUCAGAAUCAUUUGGUCCAUUAGCAAUUGUUCCAGCUUCUUCUCCUACUACUACUGCGUCUGAAGCUGAUAUUCAGCCAAGUUUCUCAGGACCCUCAUUUACUUCAGCACAGCCAACAGCUUCUUUUGCUAAUCAAGGGUUUGAAGAUCCAUUUGGGGAGACUCCCUUCAAGGCUGUUCCUUCUGCAGAUCUCAUCCCAGAACAACAAAAUCAACCUUCUGUUUCUGCUGCGCCAUUCCAGAAUUCUGUGAACCCAUAUGCUGAACUGCCACAUCCAUCUGUUUCCAACGCAGAAAUGGAGAAGAACUCGCCCUUUGGUGAUGCAGCCUCUAGCUUGACUUAUUCAGCACCCAAUUUUCAGCCUGCAUCAACUAACUCUCAGUUUUUGCCUCAAGAACUGUCCUCCUCAAGUCUAGAAACCGAUAUACUGGCUGAUAUCCUCCCACCUUCUGGUCCAUCCAUAGCCCCACCACAGGCUGGAUUUCCAGCUCAAACCGUGCAAACCUCAUUCGCUGGGAAUGGUUAUGGAAACUUCAAUUCGCAAACAGGACAAACAGUCCCAGCUGCUCCAAACAUGGCCCCUCCAAGUUCACAGUUUGGUGGCGGUCAUUUUCUGCCGCAGGGAGGUUCCAUGGGUCCCACUACACAGAACAUGGGACAGCCUACACAGUUCAACAAUGGGAACUUACUUCCACAGCCGGGGUACGGGGGACCACCUCAACAGAUGGCCGCUGGACCCUCUGGACAACUAAACAAUGGAAACAUGUUCCAUAACCCGAACACUACCAGCUCAAUGCCUUCACAAGUCCCUUCUUUUACUCCCUCUGCUCAUCAAAACACGGAUGGCUUAGGGGGUUUGUUUGGACAGGGAUCGAGUGCUCCCAUGCCUCCCCAGCCAGUUAGUCAGAUUUUGGCUUCUCAGCCCAGUCUCUCUUCUUCCACUGGGGCCCUUGUUCCUGUUCAGCAACCAUCCAAGGACAAAUUCGAAACCAAAUCCACAGUUUGGGCAGAUACACUCAGCAGAGGGCUAGUCAACUUGAACAUAUCAGGGUCCAAGACCAAUCCGUUGUCAAACAUUGGAAUAGAUUUCGACGCAAUUAAUCGCAAGGAGAAGAGAAUGGAGAAACAGCCAGCCACUACUGCAGUCACGUCUACUAUCACUAUGGGGAAAGCCAUGGGGUCUGGUUCUGGAGUCGGCCGAGCUGCGGCUACUGGUCUGAGGCCAGCCUCAAACCAGAUGAUGGCCCCCGGCAUGGGCAUGGGCAUGGGUAUGGCUGGUGGCCCUGGUCCGCGUAUGGGUAUGGUUGGCGGUCCAGGUUCGGGUAUUGUCAUGGGAGGCUACGGAGGGAUGCCUCAGCAGCCCAUGGGGAUGGGAAUGAACAUGGGGAUGAAUAUGGGAAUGGGAAUGGGAAUGGGAUUGGGGCAGGGUCCAGCUAUGCAGCAGCCUCAACGUGGACCACCGAUGAUGCCCGGUGGAUAUAACAAUAUGAUGGGUGCAGGUGGCUACCCUCAACAGCCCUACGGCGGAAGAGGCUACCAGUGA